UUUCAGCGAACUCCAGCAGGAAAGUGGAAGCAUGACAAAUUCCAAGACGAAAGCCGAGCUUUCCGAGCGAGAGGUGGUGCGAUUGCUAAAGUGAUCGCAGGAUCGAGCAAUCCCAACAAGAAAGUGCGCGUCAAUCUGUCCAAUCUCGGACCUAACGUCGUCUCUGCUGACCUUGAGGAGCUUUUCGGUCCAUACAAUAUCGAUACUGCAACGGUGCACUUCAACGAGCAGGGUAUCUCACUUGGCACCGGCGACGUUUACUUGAAAAGGAAAGAUGCUUUGCAAAUGUUCGAAGAUUUCAAAGGCGUUUCCCUUGAUGGUAAAUUAAUAAAGAUGUUGAUUGUCGAUGGAGGAGAAGGUGUGGCUAAUGGCAUCGAGAGUCGACUGAGUAAAUUGCCUCGUCAGAGCACACGAGGAAUCCAGAAGACGUUUAGAAGAACAAGUGGAGGUGUUUCUAAUUCCUUCCUCGACCGUAUUGUGGAUGACAAACCAAGGAGAGGGGGUAUGCGUCGGCGUUCGCUUCCCGGUCGUGAAAGGAAAUCGGUGAAGUCUGUUGCUGAGUUGGAUGCAGAGCUGGAGUCGUACAUGAAUAAAGGACGGCCAAUAGAUUUGUGA
Molecule: messenger RNA, 615 nt
Organism: Ostertagia ostertagi
Lineage: Eukaryota; Metazoa; Nematoda; Chromadorea; Rhabditida; Trichostrongylidae
Source: the annotation of a GenBank genome assembly